Messenger RNA from Periophthalmus magnuspinnatus, 3164 nucleotides. RefSeq names its product ATPase, H+ transporting, lysosomal, V1 subunit B, member a (gene atp6v1b2a). Gene Ontology annotation, molecular function: ATP binding; proton-transporting ATPase activity, rotational mechanism. The coding region runs from base 108 to 1613 and encodes 501 amino acids. The transcript is spliced from 14 exons. Lineage: Eukaryota; Metazoa; Chordata; Actinopteri; Gobiiformes; Gobiidae. Gene Ontology annotation, cellular component: proton-transporting V-type ATPase, V1 domain. Gene Ontology annotation, biological process: ATP metabolic process; proton transmembrane transport. The record is from RefSeq and is a predicted model, not a curated record.
UAGUGUCACAUGACUGGUGUCCUCGGCCUCCUCUCGGCUCGGCUCUCUCUUCUUCCCCGGACUCUUGCUCCUUUUCAGCGGCUUCUCUACAGCUUUCUCCCCGGAUCAUGGCCACUCUCGUCGCGAACCGAGGCAUGGACAGUCUGUCUGCGGCGGCCCGGACCCACACGCAGGCGGUGACCCGAAACUACAUCUCCCAGCCCCGGCUAACCUACUCCACCGUCUCCGGCGUGAACGGCCCACUGGUCAUCCUGGACAAUGUGAAGUUCCCGCGUUAUGCAGAGAUUGUGCACCUGACUCUUCCUGAUGGGACCAAGAGGAGCGGACAGGUGCUGGAGGUCAUCGGCACCAAAGCCGUGGUCCAGGUAUUUGAGGGGACGUCUGGGAUUGAUGCAAAGAAGACAGCCUGUGAGUUCACGGGAGACAUCUUGAGGACUCCAGUGUCUGAGGACAUGCUUGGUCGUGUGUUUAACGGCUCUGGAAAACCCAUCGACAGAGGACCCAGUGUUCUGGCCGAAGACUACCUCGACAUCAUGGGGCAGCCCAUUAACCCCCAGUGCAGGAUCUAUCCAGAGGAGAUGAUCCAGACUGGGAUCUCGGCCAUCGACGGCAUGAACAGCAUCGCCCGAGGACAGAAGAUUCCCAUCUUUUCUGCGGCCGGUCUUCCACACAAUGAGAUCGCGGCGCAAAUCUGUCGUCAGGCUGGUCUGGUGCAGAAGUCCAAAGACGUGAUGGACUACAGCGCCGAAAACUUCGCUAUCGUCUUCGCUGCUAUGGGGGUGAACAUGGAGACUGCGCGUUUCUUUAAGUCAGACUUCGAGGAGAACGGUUCCAUGGACAACGUGUGUCUGUUUCUGAACCUGGCCAACGACCCCACAAUUGAGCGCAUCAUCACUCCACGCCUGGCCCUCACCACAGCGGAGUACCUGGCCUAUCAGUGUGAGAAGCACGUGCUGGUGAUUCUGACGGACAUGAGCUCCUAUGCAGAGGCUUUGAGAGAGGUGUCUGCUGCACGAGAGGAGGUGCCUGGGCGCAGAGGGUUCCCUGGGUACAUGUACACUGAUCUGGCCACGAUCUAUGAGCGAGCUGGGCGUGUGGAGGGAAGGAACGGAUCUAUCACCCAGAUCCCCAUCCUCACUAUGCCCAACGAUGACAUCACUCACCCAAUUCCUGAUCUGACCGGGUACAUCACAGAGGGACAGGUGUAUGUGGACAGACAGCUGCACAACAGACAGAUCUAUCCUCCAAUCAACGUACUUCCAUCUCUGUCUCGUCUGAUGAAAUCGGCCAUCGGAGAAGGAAUGACCCGGAAGGACCACGCAGAUGUCUCCAACCAACUGUACGCAUGUUAUGCGAUUGGCAAGGACGUCCAAGCCAUGAAGGCGGUGGUGGGGGAGGAGGCUCUGACCUCUGAUGACCUUUUGUACCUGGAGUUUCUGCAGAAGUUUGAAAAGAACUUCAUUGCUCAGGGUCCUUAUGAUAACCGCACCGUGUAUGAGACUCUGGACAUCGGCUGGCAGUUGCUCCGAAUCUUCCCCAAAGAAAUGCUCAAGAGGAUCCCACAGAGUACACUGGCCGAGUUCUACCCACGAGAGUCUGCGGCGCGCCACUGAGGCUACAGCUCCCACAAUGCACCUCUUCCACCCUACAGCCCCGACAAUACAUCUGUCCUACCCUCUGACCCUACCCACAACCCUCCUCCCCCCACAGAGUACACUGGCCGAAUUCUACCCACGAGUCUGCAGCGUGCCACUGAGACUAAUACUCCCACAAUGCACCUCUCUCGCCAGAUCCACAACCCACCUGUCUGAAAUACCAUACCCACAAUACCACUCUGCAAACAACAGCUCCCACAAUACACUUGGCCAAUGUAGGAAAGCUGUACUGUGUAACUUUUCUGAUAGAAGUCAGUCACUAUGGAGAUUUUAUCGCUUUGUUUGAAAUGUUGAGUGUGGCAUUAAUCCUCUCUAAGUUUUUAUUUAUUACUCUAUUAGAGAACAUGCAUUAGCACUCUGACUGGGGUUGCCUCUCUGCAGAUCUGACCUGUAACUCAGUGGAGAUUCUGGCUUUAUUUGUUUUCAUAGAGAUAAGUGUAAUGCCAUACUGUGGAACAUUACAGUCAAAGCAAUAAAAGUUACGCAACGCACCUUUCAAGCUUUACAGAUGUUGGCCAGGAUUGUUGUACAUUCAAACAUUUGAACUCAAAAUGGCAUCUGCAAAUGACUCCUCCUUCUCCUCCUCCUCUCCUCCUUUUCCUCCUCUCCUUCUCCCCUUCUCCUCCUCCGCUCCUCUUUGACCCUGUAGUGCCCCCUAGUGUUUGUCUGUGUCGUCGUGGGAAAAAGAAGUGAAUCUUUAUGAAAAAGUGAUUGAUGUUUUAUUUAUUCUGAUGUGCUUUGGUCCUUUUCAAAUUUCUCCUCCCAAAACCAGGAGCAUCAAACUGGGAAUGUCUGAGGGGCCGAAGAUUCUGUUUGUACAAAAUAUUUACUUUAGUUUUGUUUUUGUGGCUCGUUUUUGCUUGAAAUAAGUUUUGUGUCGUCUGAGUCAAAUUAAUAAUUGGUUAAAAUUGUGAAUAUUUGGAGCAGGUCCACCAGUGAGACGAGAGAGGCUUUUAAAAGAGGGGGGAUUAUUUUUAUUUUUCAUGUUUGAGUAAUCUAGUGAUCUCUCCCCGGGCCUAUUCAAACCCUCUUUAUGGUUAGAAGUACGAGCCUGUACAAGGCUCCACCCACAAGCCUAUGUUACCUAUGCUCCCGCAUGACAGUUCUUCAUAAAUAUAAAAAAAAAAAGAUACAAAACUGUACACAGCAUUUUGUUGUGUCUCUGGGCAAAACACUGCACCCACAUUAUAAUCUCUAUUCAAAGUAAAAUCAGGAUGUGACGGGGAGGGCAUCUGGCUUAAAGAGUGACAAAUUGACCCCCAAAAAGUUAGCUUCCUUACGUGGGCAGACACAGUUCCAGAGCUGUUAUGAAUAAAACGUAUCUCUCGUCUGAUUGGUCAAAGUUGCUCAGAUUCUGUUGUUGUUUACAUGUUUACACAUUCGCAUAUCAUUUACACAUUGUUUAUUUUAGUUGUUCUGGUCUGAGACAUUCCGCUGAGCGCUCUCUCUAUGUUGUGAGUGAAUAAAGUAAAUUAUAUGAAAAUAAUGAAAUAAACUGUUCGAAAUGGA